UAGACUUAACGCGACACUGCUUCCAAGUCCUUUUUCCCCUGUUCUCCUCCAUGCUACAGAGUGAGACACACAGCGUUUUGGGCAACCGAUCUGGAAGACGGUUUGGUGUUUUAGGUAGAUGAUCUGUGGGAAAAAAAUAAUAAUUUAUAAAAAAACCAAUAGGAGAGAGCCACGUCGUUGGAGGACAAAGGUUAUACAUGGCUUCUUCUUCUUCUUCUUCUCAAGAAAAAUAUGAUGUAUUUCUCAGUUUCAGGGGUGAGGAUACCCGCGAUGGUUUUACUGGACAUCUUUAUAAUGCUCUGUGUCAAAAGCAUAUCAACACAUACAAGGAUGAUGAAAACCUUGAAAGCGGCCAUAGAAUUUCUGAAAUCAUGGAGGCGAUUAGGGAAUCUAAGAUUUGCAUAAUAGUUUUCUCCAAAGACUUUGCAUCUUCCACAUGGUGUUUGGAUGAAGUGGUCCGCAUAAUCGAAUGCAAGAGAGGUGGAAAUGAUGUUAUAAUACCCAUUUUUUAUGGCAUUGAACCAUCCACCGUACGGAAACAGGAGCAGAGUUAUGCUGAAGCAUUCGCUAGACAUGAACAACGUUUUAAGGACAGUAUCUAUAAGGUGCACCGGUGGAGCAAUUCUCUCAAGGAAGUGGCUGGUAUCAGAGGUUAUAAUUCAACGAAAGGAAGGCCGGACUACAUGCUAAUUCAAAAAAUUGUGGAAGACGUUUUAUUAAAAUUGCGUAAAUAUCAAUUAACAAAUGAUCAUUUCAAGGGCAGCCUCGUUGGGAUGACCGAACGUAUCAAGGAAAUUGAAUCAUUGUUAUCCAUUGGCUUAAUGGGUGUCCGCAUCAUAGGUAUUUGGGGCAUGGGAGGAAUUGGUAAAACCACCUUGGCUAGUGUUAUUUAUCAAAGAUUUUCAUAUUCUCAUUUUGAAGGUUAUUGCUUUCUUAAGGAUGUUAGAGGAGAAUUCGAAAGAUAUGGAAUAAAUCAUUUAAGAAAGAAUCUUCUUUCCAUGUUGUUAAAGGAUGAAGCUAUUCUAAACAUGGACACCCCAUUUGUAGUAUCAAUCUUUAUUCAAGACAGAUUCCAUCGUAAAAAGGUCCUUGUCGUUUUAGAUGAUGUGGAUGCAAUAUCCACAUUACAAUAUUUAAUUGAAGGUUUUGACCAGUUUGCUGAUGGAAGUAGAAUCAUUGUCACUACUAGAGAUGUGCAGUUGCUUAGGUUAGUGGCUGAUAAAAUUUAUGAGGUUAAGAAGUUAAAUCACUUUGAAGCCCUUCAACUCUUUAGCUUGCAUGCUUGUGGACAAAAUUCUGAUCUUGCAACGAAUUAUGAAAAUUUACCAGAAAAAGUGGCAAAUUAUGCGGAUGGCAAUCCAUUAGCUCUUAAAGUCUUGGGCUCUUCCCUUCACUCCAAAAGCAAGAAAAAAUGGGAAAGUGCAUUGGGUAAGCUGCAAAUAGAUCCUCACCAGGACAUUCAAAAAGUGUUGAAAAUAAGUUAUGAUGGAUUAAGCGACAAAGGCAUCCAGGAUAUAUUUCUUGACAUUGCAUGCUUCUUUGAUGAUGGAACUGAUAGAGAAUAUGGAGAAAACAUACUACAUCGUAGUGAGCAUUUUGAUGCAACGAUAGGAAUAAGCAUUCUCAUUGAUAAGUGCUUAGUUAUCAAAUGUCAAAGAAAGUUGUACAUGCAUGCUUUAGUACGACAGAUGGGCAAGGCGAUUGUUUGUGAUGAAAACAAAGAACCUGGUAAACGUGGUAGACUAUGGAAGACUAAGGAUGUUUGCCAUGUAUUGGAAAGAAAUACGGGAAGCUCUACAAUUGAAGGCAUAUUAUUGAAUCAGUCUGAACUUCAAAAAGAUGUAAAAGUGAUGCCUACAGCAUUCUCAAAAAUGUACCAUCUUCGAUUUCUUAGAAUGCAUUUUGAUGAUAGAUUUGCCUUUAAAAGCAUAGUCUCAGAGAAAUCAGGAUGGGCUCCUUACAAUAAAAUGAUUCUUCCUUUUGAAGGUAUUGAGUAUCUUUCUAAUGAGCUAAGAUAUUUUCAAUGGGAUUUAUACCCUUCAAAAUAUUUGCCAUCAAAUUUUAGUCCUAAGAAUCUUGUAGAACUUGUUAUGCGUGAGAGCCAACUUGUGGAGCUACCUUGGAAUGAAGAUCAGCCCAUUGGGAAGUUAAAGAAAAUCGAUCUUAGUUAUUCUGAGCACCUUAUUCAAAUACCAAAUUUGUGUAGGGCUAUAAAUAUUGAAAGUAUAUAUCUUCGAAGUUGUAAAAGUUUGGCUCAAGUUCCUUCAUGUUUUAAGAAUCUGGAUAAGCUUCAGCUACUAGACUUGACUGAUUGCAUUAGUCUGAAAGAUGGCAUAGAAAAUCUUCCGAUGAAUAUAAGGAAGUUAAGAUUGGGUGGAACAGCAAUAGAAGUGUUGCCCUCAUCAAUUGGGUGUCUUGUAGAUCUUGAAUAUUUAGAUUUGAGUGGCUGUAAGAAUCUGAAAGAUGGCAUAGAAAAUCUUCCAUUGAAUAUAGUGGAUUUAAGAUUGUCGUGGACAGCAAUAAAAGUAUUGCCCUCAUCAUUUGGUCUCUUGAAUCCCUACAGAUUAGAUUUGAUGUCUUGCAGAAAUCUGGAAGAUGUACAAAAUAUUUCGAUGGGUACAGGUGAUUUAAAUUUGAGUUGGACACCAAUUAAAACUCUACCAGAAAGCAUUUGGAAGAUGAGACAUCCUGUAAGUCUGUUUCUUAAUUAUUGCCCAAACCUGGAAAAGCUUCCAGAAGUCUCGGAUUGUUUAAGCUCAUAUAUUCGAAUUUUGAGUUUAAAUGGUUGUACGAGAUUGAAAUCAAUACCAGAGCUUCCACCCCGUUUAGUAUGUUUAUAUGCAAAAAAUUGUACAUCCCUGGAGACAAUAUCAAGUUGGAGGGAUCCCCACUAUGAAUUAAUUGGAAGGAUAUGGGGUGGUUGUAGGUUUGAAAAUUGUCUAAAAUUGGAUGAGCACACACGGAACAACAUAAUUGCUGGUCGUUUACGCCGUACCAUUUCUUUUGCUCAGGAUAUUCUACAUCUUGAAGCGGUGUAUCCAGGAAAUGAAAUCCCAGAGUGGUUCAGCCAUCAAACUGAUGGUGGGAACUCAAUCCACAUCCGGUUUCCUCCUAAUUGGUUUCAUAGUAAUGAUCCCUGCUUCAAAUUUGUUUGUUGCGUUGUUUUCAAUAAGUCUUGGAUGGAUGCUAUCUUCCAUUUUGAAUUCAAUUUCAAAACCAACAUGAACAAUGAUGACCGUCUUUAUGAUUAUCGGAAACCAUUAAUGGAAGGUCCCGAUACAAUUUAUCCAGAUCACGUCUUCAUAAGUCACGAGAAGAUCAAUUUGAUAGAUAUGUUUGGGACAGAGUGGUCCUCUGUUUGUAGCAAUAUUACCAAUGCUUCUUGCCGUGUGUUUAUACAGGGAAAAGGGAUCAUCAAUUGGGAGAUCAAAAAGUUUGGGUUGGAAUUGUUAAAAUAAGUGAGAUGCAAGUAAAAGUAAAAGACACUUUGGUGAAUGUUGUGGUCAACCCAAUGGAUACCAAGACAAUGUUGAUUUCUCACAUGAUCCUCACAUCAAUUCCAUGACAAACAAUGCCCAAUGAAAUGAUUAGGUAAAUUAUUUUUACAUUAUUCUCUUUAUCAAUUAACACUAUCUUUUCAAUCUACACAAACAAGACGUAAUUAAUUGAAAAGAAAGGAAAAUUGUUCAUACUAUUUAUAUUUAAUAGCCUUAUUUUUUUGUACCAUGAUCGUCCUUACGUGGCAUAUAUCAGUACGAAUUCCAUAUUAUUAUUGCUUUUUUUGCACUUUUGUUUUUCUUGGUACGAAGCCUUAUUGUUAGCAUUGAUUGACUAGUGAGAAUAUUAGACAAAUAAAAAUGUAUAUAUACCGAUGAUAUUUCCGAAUUACUUAUAUAUGAUGCGUUCUAUAUGGUUUAACAUAUCUAUAUCUAGUUGAGCAUCUUUGUUAUCUUGCUGAAUAAAAUCUCUCAAAACAUCUGUGUAUGUCAAAGGGUUUUUUCUGGUUGUUAGGAGCACAUACCAUAUAGAAUACAAAUAUAACAUAAGUUAAUUUUCUUGGUUUUAUGUAUUAUGUUUGAUAAAAUAUGGAAUAGAAUUGAAUGGACAUGAUAAUAAAAAAAGAAAAAAAAUACCGAAUUACUUUAUUAGAAAGAUUACAAUGUUGAUUUUAUAAAUUUAUAUACAUAAACUACAAACAAUCUUCCGGACUCUUAAGCGAUGUGAAGAAGGCUGCUAGAAAGAAUAAGAAGUUUACAGAUAUAGAUAUAUAUAGUGUCAUUGCUCAACUUCACAAUUCAAUAUAAUUUUGCUUAACAGUCUUUCAUUUGUUUUUUCAUUAUUAUUAUAUUUUUCCUAUUACAUUUUUACGACUUUAUUACGAUGCAUAUCAGGCUGCAUUAUUAAAAAAAAUAAAAAUUAUACAUUUUUAAUUAUUGGUUGAGAAAAUAAUUUUUUCAGGUUUUUAAAAUCUUUUUAUUAAAAAGUUAUAUAUGUGAUCCAAAUAUUGAUGAUUUCUUGAUCGUAUAUUUAUAUCAUAUUUAAAUAUUAUAUAUAUAUACAUGAAAGUUUUUUUUGUUUUUUCUGAAUUUUGUUUAAAUGAAAAAGGAGAAAAACGUAAUAUAUGAUUAAAUUCAUAGUACAUUAUACUUCAUGGGCCAAUAGUACAUAUAGAAAUAGGAGAAAGAGGUGCAUAUAUAUAAGAAAGACAAAUUGUUAUUAAAGAAAUAUCGGAAGCCUUGAAGUCCAGCAUAAACACAAAAGGACAAGCACCCGAACCACCACGCUUGGUCACUGGUCAGGCCCCAAAAUCCAUCUUUUCCAACUUUUUCCAAACACUUUUUUUGGAGCCUUAAACCACAUACAUAAACCAAAGGGUCGUAUCUGGUGCUUUUUUGCUGUUACUUUCAGCCAACUUUCAUACUUCUCAAGAGGACCAUUACUCUCCAUUCUAUACGCACUCCUUUUACUACUAGCAGCAAAUUAAAUUAGCGUAUUUUGAGGAUAAUCCGUAGACCAAGCCUUUGUCCAUGCAAAGUAACAAAUUGACAGUACUUUUUAAUCUACAUUAAUUUGCUGAUGGUUGGACAUUCAUUAAAUGCAUUGAACUUUUGAGAUGUUAGGAUUUUUAUACUAGACAAAAUUAUAGGAAAUUUAAUAGAUGAUGUGUUUUUCUGCUGUAGCAAUCAGAUUAUCUUAAAAUAUAAAAUUUUCGGCCUUGAAUAACUUUUAGCGUGAAAAACAAAAAGCUAUAUGUAUAAACUACUGCCCCUUUUUUCUUCUCUGAAUUAGUUAUUCUAAAUGUACUCUGUCUUAGAAGUCAUAAAUUCUAUUCUCUAGCAUUUGAAAAGUCUGCUUUUUAAGAUUGUAGAAUGGUAGUUUUAAAUUAACAAACAGUAUUGAAUUGUCACUAACUAAUACUUAUUUGUAUAAUGUUUUCGAGAAGAAGAAUAAUAUGCUUGGAACCCAAAGAAGAAUUAGUUUUGAAUUUCAUAAUAUGCUUGGAACCCAACGAAGAAUUAGUUUUGAAUUUCAUGAAUUAAAAAGAGCAACCUUGUUAGUGAUGCUCUUAUCAAGCUGCUCUCUUUCUUGUGGUAAAAGCUUUAUGAGUAUAUUGUUAUGAUUUUGUUAUGCUCGCUGUGGGCGAUCGAAACAUAUUAUGUGAAAUGCAGAGAAAAAAACUUCAGCAGACCAAACACAUUGAUGGCUCUUCUUUUACUCAAAAGGGUAUGGAAAUGCAAAAUUUCUGUUUUGCAUAGAAUCACAGAAUAAACGAAUUGAUGGCUCCUGUUGUUUUUCACCAAAGCUAUAUUACGGUUUUGACCAAUUUUGGUUCUGCCUAUAAAGAUUGCCAAUCGGAUGUGGCUAUGGUGGAUGGUGACAGCAUUGGUAGAAUCAUUUUCUGGGCUUAUUAAUUCGCAUAUAUGUUCUAUGUUCUUGCAGACUGUUCUCAUGAAACUGAAACUAAAGAUAUUGACAGGGCUUUUUCGGGAGGCGAGCAGGAUGGAGCCACCGCAUGACGCUCUUCAAAUCCUUCACAGGUUUGAAGCUUUGAGCCAGCUGGACCAUCCAUUAGAAUGCCUUUUUGACAAACAGACACUCGGUGGUGGAUGUUUCGAACGUGAAAACUCUCCUAAAUGACAUAUUUUUAAAUAUAGCCAAUAUAGAGGCCAUGGGAUGAGUCUGUGUUUGUAUUCCUCCAUUUGAAGGCUCUUUUGGCUUAAUGCAAUCCUUAUUUUAUCGAUA
Molecule: messenger RNA, 6243 nt
Organism: Ziziphus jujuba (common jujube)
Lineage: Eukaryota; Viridiplantae; Streptophyta; Magnoliopsida; Rosales; Rhamnaceae
Product: TMV resistance protein N-like
Exons: 6
Coding region: 198-3458 (1086 amino acids)
Biological process (GO): signal transduction; defense response
Molecular function (GO): ADP binding
Source: RefSeq, a predicted model, not a curated record